This is a messenger RNA of Paramormyrops kingsleyae, 1208 nucleotides long. Lineage: Eukaryota; Metazoa; Chordata; Actinopteri; Osteoglossiformes; Mormyridae. The record is from RefSeq and is a predicted model, not a curated record.
GUGUGUGUGUGUGUGUGUGUCGUAGGUUGCGGUGGUCAGCGCCUUUGCGCAGACGCUGCGCAGAUACACCUCCCUGAACCAUCUGGCGCAGGCGGCACGCGCAGUCCUACAGAACACCUCGCAGAUCAACCAGAUGCUCAGCGACCUCAACCGUGUGGACUUCGCCAACGUGCAGGAGCAGGCCUCGUGGGUGUGCCAGUGCAACGAGAGCGUGGUCCAGCAACUGGAGCAGGACUUCAAGGUGACGCUGCAGCAGCAGAGCUCUCUGGACCAGUGGGCCGCCUGGCUGGACAACGUGGUGAACCAGGUGCUGAAGCCACAUGAAGGCAGCCCCAGCUUCCCCAGAGCCGCCCGACAGUUCCUGCUCAAGUGGUCUUUCUACAGCUCCAUGGUGAUCCGCGACCUGACCCUGCGCAGCGCCGCCAGCUUCGGCUCCUUCCACCUCAUCCGGCUGCUCUACGACGAGUACAUGUUCUACCUGGUAGAGCACCGCGUCGCCCUGGCGACCGGGGAGACGCCCAUCGCCGUCAUGGGGGAGUUCAGUGAUCUGAACUCCAUGAUGCCCAUGCUUAUGGAUAAAGAGCCGCCGUACCCUGACGACAUGAGCGAGAUGGGAAGCGAUGGCGACACUUCCCAGAGGACCGGUGAGCCCACGGUCAAGAGAGAGCGUGUGGAGAUCAAUCACUCUCUGCAGGAGAUCUGAGGGUAAAAAGGCGCUGGGCCAGCUGCCACAGCGCCCUCUGCAGGCCGGGAGGUCCACCAGAGGAGCAGCAGAAGCAGUGUAUGGGGUCUCCAUCUGGACUUUCUCUCCAAAGGGCCGUCCAUCUCUCAGAGAAACAAGUGCUACUAUGGGAUUUUGUGGGACUUCACUAGGGGGUUGGUUCAGAUUGUUACCCCCCCCCCCCAAUUCCUCCUCUGUAUUACAAAUCAAACUGUGAAUAUAAGGACAUACCUUGUACAGUACUCACUUUCUAUACAAAGUACCCUUGUAUGGUUGGUUGGUGGUUUGUGUACUAUGUUUUCUUUUUUCCUCUUCCUCCAGUGCCUUAGAUGGAAAAAACUCCAGCCCCCUCCCACAGCGGUGCCUCUCCCCCUCCCCCACAGUCUGAAUGUAUCAUCUCGGAGCCUGGCUUGUUCUCAGGCGUAACUGUAAACGUACCUUAACCUGUGGCCUCGACUGUGCCCCCCCCCCCCCCCCCCCCCCCCCU